UCAAGGAAACAAGUGUUCAACCUUGUUUUUGAAGGAGAAAAAUAUGGCGGACAGACCAGAAGAAAACGGGCUUAGCGAUACAGAAGCAAAAGACGGCGAACAGAGGCCGGGAUCCGGAAGAUCAAAGGGCUCAGCUGAUUCCAGAAAGUCUAUUCAAGAUGCAGUUAGCAAAUUGACCGUCAAAGCUCUGAAAGAGUUUCGUUUGAGCGACCCCAGUGAUGUAGAUACUAUUGUGACCGGUGCAGAGAGCGAAGGCCUUGUACCCACGGCUACGUUAACGCAGGAUAUUCCCGCGUUCGAUCCUCAAGGAGCUCCCGGAGCGCAGACGUUGCUUUCCGAAGGUAUCAGUGGAAGUGGCGAGGACGCCAGAGAAGACGAGAUUGAGGGUGAUGACGGUGAAGACAGGGACGAAGAUCUCAGUGAUGAGGAGUCUGGUUCUGAUGGAGAAAGUGACAUGGUGGUUCUUGAUCCAGAUCAUCCUCUCAUGGUCAGAUUCCAAGCUGCUUACAAAUCCCAUUUACUCAGGCAACAAGAGAAGGUUAACUUGGAGCUAAGAGAGCUGACGGAAGAUCUUAAGACCAAAAAGCGUGAGAGAGAGGAGCUUGGUGUCCAGUUGUAUGGAAUCCAACAAGAACUUGCUAGACAGCAAAUGCUUUUGGAAAAAGAACAUGAUAACUACAACUCAGAGAAUGAACUGAGACAACAAUGUGAAAAACUUCUGGAGGAAACUAAACAGUUACAUGACAAGACAUCACAAGAGGUCAACCAUCAAAGAAAACAAGCUAAGGAGCUUAGAACAGAGGUUGAAAACCUGGCAGCUAGGCUGCAUUACAUGGAAGAAGCUAAAGAGGAUGUCAGGGCUGAUAUUGCUGUCAUGAGGAGAGCAGCAGAGAAAGCAGACACUGAAGUUACCAAGGCUGAGACAGAGAAAAAGAAACAGGAUCUCCUUGUAGACAGACUCACACAAACUGUUGAUCGCCUGAGGGAAGAAAUUGACAUGUUUGAGACUCAGUGCGCUGCUCAACUGGAGGAAACCAAAGCUGCCCAAAAGGCACUUUCAGAGGCUACGACAGAAAUAGAGGCCCUUCAACUUGAGAAGAAACAGCUGACUCAGCAGUGGUACAGUAGUUUGAUUGGAAUGAGGCGACGUGAUGAGGCUUAUGCCGCCAUGCAAGAAGCUUUGAGUCUCCAAAGACAAAGAAUUCAGGCCAUAGAAACAGAGAUCGAAGGUUACAGAAAGUCAAUUAGUAAAGCCCAGGAACAAAAUGAGCAGAUCACGCUGAUGCACAACAAGAUUGAAGCCGAUAUCUCCAUGGUGAAGAAACUUAUUGGAGUUAGUAGAAACAAGCAGGAAGUGUUGAAGACUGAGUACAGCAAGUACACGAGGGCACUCCAUGAAACAGAACAACAACUUAGCAGGGCAGAAACUGAGGUCACUCUAAAGGAGAAUGAAAUCACAGCUCUGAGAAAACAGAUUGAGCGAGAGUUCAUGGAGAAAGUUAAACUUGAAGAUAACAUCAUGGAAAAGAUGAGAAGUCAGCUUACAUUGGAUAAGGCUGCAGUUUACACCAAGAAAAUGACUGACAGACUCAGAAGGAGAGCCACUGAACUGGAAAGUUCAGUAGCCGAGGUGGAAAACGAGAUAUCCAGAGACAUUUUGGACAUUUCUAACACCACAACCCGUAUCCGCCAGCUCCAGGACAUUAUGGAGAACCUGAAUGACGAGAUUCACCAGAAGAACGGCACCAUUUCCAAAAUAGAAGGAGAAAUUGUAAAGCGGAACGCCAUCAUCGAAAGAAAACAGAGCACCAUUGACCAGUAUAAUAAGAGAAUUGAUCAAAUGAGAAGCAAAGAUGGGGGAGAGGAGCUUGGACCACUAGAGCUACAGAUCCAUACAUUGCAAAAACAGAUCGAGGCUCGCUUGAAUGAAAUCACCGGAUUACAGCAGUUCUGGCUCAGAAAUCAAAGCGAAUUGGUGAAGACCUUGAAGGAUGUACAAAAGCAGUCUGAAGACAUGGAGUAUCUCAAAAAACAAUACACCAUCUUAUUACAAAAGAAACUGAGGAUCGAAGGUGAAAUCAACUCGCACAAUAGCGAAAUGCAAGAUAUCGAGCGGAACAUCAGGAGCAUGCAGAACGACAUGACCAAAUUAAACACGCUGAUUACUAAGGAGAGUGGUCUGAGAGAAGCCUUACAACAGGGAACUGUUCUGAUGGAGAGCGACUUCAUUCAGGCGCUCAAGGAAGCAGAGGGGGAAUCAAUCAACAUGCAGAAUCAAAUUGACGCGCUGAAGGAGGAGAAGGAAAGACUGCUCAACAGUUUGGUGGAGGCUGAGCGCCAAAUCAUGCUGUGGGAGAAGAAGACACAAUUGGCCCGUGAAGCGAAGAGUGCUGUUGACCUAGAGUACGGCCAAGGAGAGAUAAGAGCCAUGAAAGCUGAGAUACAUAGAAUGCAGGUUCGUUACUCGCAGCUGAUGAGGCAACAAGAGAAGAUGAUACAAGAUAUGGAGAAGUCUGUUGUUCGAAGGGAGGUCAUUAUCACCCGUGGAGAUGCUCAGGCAAAGAUGGGUAAAGUGUCGAACACGAAAGGUUCUUUCCAGAAGAAACUCGCUGAAAUGAAAAAGAAAAUCAAGCAGACGAACCAGGACGCUAAUGCUUGUGACACUGAUAUCCAAGUGUUACGUGAGAAACAGAUGUCUGUGAGCCGCGAUUUGGAGGAAAAACAGACAACAUGCCAACAGCUUCAGACCAGUGCUGACGAACUGGAGGUACAAAUUGACACAUUGUCAGAGGAGAGGCAGAGGGUAAGUUUUUACUCCCACCUUCUCAAACUCAUUAAUAAUUCACCAAGUUAAAACAAAGAAAAUCACAACCAUGAAGGAGGUUUGUA
Messenger RNA from Orbicella faveolata, 2889 nucleotides. RefSeq names its product coiled-coil domain-containing protein 40-like. Gene Ontology annotation, biological process: axoneme assembly. Gene Ontology annotation, cellular component: cytoplasm. NCBI's taxonomy places the organism in Eukaryota, Metazoa, Cnidaria, Anthozoa, Scleractinia, Merulinidae. The record is from RefSeq and is a predicted model, not a curated record.